AUGAUAAUCAACAAGAAGCCGUGCAGUGUGUGCGGCGAAGGUGGAGAUGGAGCUCAUUUUGGAGCAGAAGCUUGUAGAGCGUGUGCUGCCUUUUUUCGAAGGAGCGUUGCCCUUAACAAAACAUAUGUGUGUCGAGCAAUGGGUACUUGCAUUAUUCAGAAAAAUGUUCGAUGUAUGUGCCGCGCAUGUCGAUUCACAAAGUGUAUGUCUGUCGGAAUGAGAAAGUCUGCUGUUCAACGUCAUCGUGAACUUUUCGCCAGACAGGAUUCUUCAGAAUCAUCUAAUCCUCGAGUGUCUCCAAGCUCUAGUUGGCCAAUGGAUAUUUCUCCAAUCAACACUGAAGAAAUCGGUAUGCCAACACUAAACCGAUUAAAUGAGAACUAUGUUCAUAUGGGCACUGUCAGAAGAGUGAUCCACAAUACUGGCGGUGAUAACAUAUUUAAUCGUCGAGAACCGAAAGCAGUGGCGUAUACUGACGCACACACUGUUCACCUGAAGGAAAUCGGACUUGUAGCUGAUUGGAUAAUCAAAUCCUAUCCUGACUUUGAAAAGUUACAUCAAGAACAAAAAAAACUACUCUACCGUAAUUUUUUUCUGCCGUUUAUGAUUUUGGAAUGUGGUUAUCAGUGUUGUUUGAAUGAUAGAACAGAUAUUCUGUAUUUACCGUCUGGUGACUAUAUUGACUGCAGUCGACCGGAAACAUUUUAUGGAGGACACAUUAAUUCACAUUUGAUGAGUUCCGAGGAAGCAAUUAGGAUGUUCGUCCCCUCAUUUGAAAUCUACAGACGUAACGUCCUAGAUCCAAUGCGACGAGAAAAAGUAGAUAACUUUGAAUUCUUCACGCUCUGCUCUUUAGUGCUUUGGGAUCAUGGGUUGGAAGGUCAGAUAGAUGAAUGUGUCAGUCUCGCUAGAUCGAACCGAGAAAGAAUUUUACGAGAGGUUCUUCACUACUAUCGUCGGGUGAAACAAAUCAACGAUCCAUCAAUGAGACUAGCUAAUCUAUUAGUUCUUCUGCCAGCUCUACAGAGAUCAGUUAGAAGGUUCCAGGAAGACGUCGAAAUCACUCACGUAUUUAAUGUAUAUUCUGUGGAAGAGACAUUUUACGAGUUGGUCAGCGGAAGGUUGUCUGACAGUUUCUUCCAACAGGGAACUCCCGUAUCCGCAGUUCCUGAUAAGAGUAAAGAAAUCAAAAAAGAAAUGGAGUGUGUAUGGGAUCUCAACACCAGCCAGGUAGUCGACAUCUAUGAAUUCCCAUCAACUCCAUUUUUAACUCCCGAUAACUCCAAUCCGGCUUCAACAGAGCUACAGAAUAUUUAG
Caenorhabditis remanei is the source of this 1317-nucleotide messenger RNA. RefSeq lists its product as uncharacterized. The transcript has 10 exons. Gene Ontology annotation, biological process: regulation of transcription by RNA polymerase II. NCBI's taxonomy places the organism in Eukaryota, Metazoa, Nematoda, Chromadorea, Rhabditida, Rhabditidae. Bases 1 to 1317 code for a protein of 438 amino acids. Gene Ontology annotation, molecular function: sequence-specific DNA binding; zinc ion binding; DNA-binding transcription factor activity. Gene Ontology annotation, cellular component: nucleus. The record is from RefSeq and is a predicted model, not a curated record.